AUAUCACACUUUACUUACUUUUUUUUGUGUGUACUUUUGUUUUCAUGUGUACUUUUUUUCCAGGAAUAAAGGAGUUUUUAGUUUUUCAACAUUAAUGUUGAAGUCAAAUUGUGCAGUUCCUUUUAAUGCCAGAUUUGUUCUGAUAGAUACUCAAGUUGGUAAAUGAAGCUGAAAGUUUUUUAAAAGCAUGAAAUCAAAAUUAAUUUUUUUUGCAUCUCGUGGGGCUUGUAUAUUAUCUAAAAAUCAAUUUUACAUUUCACAAAGAUUUAUUAGUUAUAAUGCUCUUAAAAGUGACAUUUACAAUAGCAAAAAGAUAACUUCAAGUUUAGCUGCAAAUAACUUUGUUACGAACUUAUGUCAUGAUGAACGUGAACAUUUGAAAAAAGCUCUUUUAAAUAUUGAACAGAAGAACAGUUUAGAAAAAGAGGCAACACCUGAACCUUCACCAUCUUGGAAACAGCUUCAACUGGUGGCCAUCAGUAAUGGGAUUCCAUUUAUUGGAUUUGGAUUCAUAGAUAACUCCAUUAUGAUUUUAGCAGGAGAAUAUAUUGACUUAAAACUUGGUGUAAUAUUUGGUAUGUCUACAAUGACAGCUGCUGCUAUUGGCAAUAUGGUAUCUGAUGUAUCUGGAAUUAUUUUAGCUGGCUACAUAGAAGCUGUAGCUCUACGAUUUGGAAUAGUGGCACCAACUUUGACCGCAAUUCAGAACUCAAUGAAACAAACAAAGAUAACAAUAUAUGCAGGCCGAAUGGUAGGCGUCAUUCUUGGGUGCAUUUUGGGAAUGUUUCCACUUCUUUUUAAGUCUCACGACCAGAUAAAGGAUUCGUAAACAACAUGCUGUGGACGGCGAAUUACGUGAAAUUAAAACACGCAUUGAAUUUGAUUGACUUGAAAUGUUGUUUUUAGAAAAAGAAUUUACUACUUUUAAAUUACCAUAGAUAGGUUGAGCAUAAAGCUCAUUAAAAUUUUUUUAAUUGUACAAAAAUUUUAUUUUUUAUUUAUUAAAUUUUUAGAUUAAAUGAUUGUUUCAGGAUUUCCAUUUUUUAGAUCAUGUAUUAUAUUUUGUUCACAUGCCUUUAUUCUGUUGUUCUUGCUGAUACCUUAAAUAGUCUUAAAUUACCGAUUUCAUUAAAAAGUUUUGUUCUCGCGCCUUUAUCGAAAAGUUUUUUUGCGAAUGAUAUGCUUUUUUAAUUAAAUUUUAGUUUGCUAAUAUUACAGAAGAGUUGCCUAAAAAUUCAUAUAUAUUAUAUAGAUAUUUUAUAUAUAUAUAAUGUUGACAUCAUGUAUGAGAGUAUAAACAUUAAAAAAGAAGGUUAGUUUUUA
Hydra vulgaris (swiftwater hydra) is the source of this 1323-nucleotide messenger RNA. Its product is annotated as transmembrane protein 65. The record is from RefSeq and is a predicted model, not a curated record. Gene Ontology annotation, cellular component: mitochondrion. NCBI's taxonomy places the organism in Eukaryota, Metazoa, Cnidaria, Hydrozoa, Anthoathecata, Hydridae.